CCCCUCCCGGCACUUCAUCCGUCCUCUCUUCACGCCGCCCGCGCCGACGACAUACCACUGAGCGUCACCGCUAGCUCUCCGCGAAGCCCCCCCCUCCCCAUCAUACAUCGCCGACACCCCCUAUGGCCCUGAAGCAAUGCAGCCUGUGCGACCGCAAGUUCACCAAGCUCGAGCACGUCAAGCGGCAUGAGCGAUCGCACACGCGAGAGCGACCGUACGAGUGCCCGACGUGCAAGAAGCACUUUUCACGCAGCGACGUCUUGUUCCGCCACUGCAAGGGUCACGCGCAGAACGCCCUCAACCGACUGAGCAACAACCAGCAGAACCAGCAAAACCAGAGCCAGCAGCAACAGCAACAGCAGGCUAGUCAGAGCACGAACGAGGAGAAGCAGACCCCGCACCCCAACGCAUCGCAGAACGAGGCAGCGCCCGGACCGGACCGGACUCUCCAGCACCAGCACCAGCAAGAUCAGAGCCUGUCCCCGCUGUCAAGAAGAACGAGCUCCCAGCAAGUACCGCAGGCCAACGGAGAGGCCACCCAGAACUCGAAUCCGUCCCCGACCAUCCAUGUCCGCCAUCCGUCCGUCGCCCAGCAGACAUCGCCCAACGACAGCCGCAUAGAAGCCCUCAUCAACGCCGCCCAGCACCUCGGGACCCCUUCAGACGUGCCGUGGCGGUCGCCAUCUCCAAUCAACCUGCCGUCCGAUAAUGACCGCUUCCUCGCCCGAAACCAGGACAGCAUGCCUCCGCCAAUAGAUCCCGCAAUUGACAUGCUUUCAUUCUCCCCGCAGGGCCAUGUUUCUAGCCUCGACCAGUGGGCUUUUGAGCUCGUGCAGAGCAGCCAUCCGCUGCCGAAUCGGACCCCGGCCGAUGCUCUCCAAACCUGGCUGUUUCCGCUUGACAACGAUAUACUGAAUUCGACUGGCUCACACCACAUGGCAAUAGACAGUCACUUCGAGCACGACCCGUUUAGAAAUGGUGCAGACAACCAGGCGAGCCCGUCCGGCAGCAGCGUUUCGAUAGCGAGCAGAAUACCUAGGGAACGAUUUGCGAGGGUCGAAAGCUGCUGGCCAUCCAGAAAUCGCAAGCCGUCCCGGCUGAUGCCCGCCCUAUGGCAGAAUUUAAUCGCAGCUGAUUGCACAAAUAUCCUCUCUGAGAUCCCGUCCGGUGUUAUCGAGACUCCAAUCAGCGAACGUGAGAGGAGGAAUUCGCGCUGGGGCCUGGACGAGGAAUGCAGGGACAUGCUCCAGGGCGCACUGAACAACGCGCCUCUAGCUGCCAGUAUGCGCUCUGAGUCGGUUAUAGACACUGCAUCGUCUAGUGGCGAGGCGGGAGCUAGCCCUGGAGCAGAAGGCAUCCAGUUCCCGCCCGCCGAGAUUCUCGACAUCGCGCUCGAGAUGUACCUGUACUACUUCCACCCAACUCUCCCCAUCAUUCACAUCCCGACCUUCUCAGCAAAGAAUGCUCCGCGGCCGCUGCUGCUCUCCAUGUGCCUCAUUGGGCUCAGUAUACUCGGCACAGCCGGGGCUACCAGGUUCGUAGGGCGAACAUUUCCGACCGUGCUGCAAAUGGUGAAUGCCGAACUCCAGUCGUUAGCAAACAGCAACCAUCCACCGCAAAGGCAGAUGCGCAUCAUUGCUACAGGUCUCUUAGCGCUCAAUCUGGCCUCUAUCACCGGAGUACGACUAGGCAUGCCACGAUCCAGAGAUGUCGCUGACCCGGAGCAGAGGAAAAGUCGAAUAGCGCAGGCCGAGAAGCUUUACAAUGACCUCAUUUCUGCGGCAACAAAUCAUGGCCUGUUUUCGGCCAGCGAGGCUGCGUCGCCUGACUCUCUGCUGGAAGACAUUAUGGACAUCGACGCUCGGUGGAAAGCGUGGUGCAGGAUAGAAUGUGCUAAACGUAUCAUUCUCGGUCUCGUAGAAGCGGACUGCUGGUAUGCGGCAUACUUGUCAGCAUCCCCGAUGAUACGGCCGGAAUCUGUGCAAAUUCUGCCCCCUUCGGAGUACAACUUAUACCACGCAAACUCGGCGACGAAGUGGUUUCACCUGGUCCAGCGCGGAGCCCGUAUACAUUCGAACCGCAUCACCCCUUCCUAUCUGCCAACGCCUGGACUGAAGCUCGACACCAGCACGCUAAGAAGCCUGCUCACCCUCCUUCUCCUCCGGAUAUAUGAAUCCAAUGACAGACUUGCGAACGUCAAUGGGCCACAGAAAUAUAUCGAACCCUGGCGGAUAUACUCGGAAGAUUCUCGAAGCCGGGAGUUGAUACCACUUCUAGUCAAUCUCUCUUCGUCGUCCAUCGACGCACUGAGAACAGCUGACCUGAACUCGGCGGUCCUUUGGCACGCCUCUUGCAUGAUGCUUGGAGCGAACAUCCGGUAUUUUGAACUUGCUGCAGGACGUGCUGGACCAGGACCAGCUGUCACUGCUCUAGAGGAUAUUUCGGCAUGGUCGCAGACACCUUCAGCGAGGCGAUCAGUGCUGCAUGCCGCUCACAUCUUCAAGCUCCUCUUUGAUCGCAAGGUCUCAGACAUUGUCAAUCCCCACAGCGUUCUGGCGCUCUUCCAAGCUGCGCUCGUCCUCGGCCUUUACAUCUUCACCUUGCCUCCCACCACUACCUGCGGAAUCAACGACAAUUGCAUCGAGCUCUUGGAUCUCGUCGACUGGUCGCAUGUGGGUCAGGUAGGCCUCAUCGAUAGCGCGCAUUCGCCAGGGGCGCAGCUUGGCUUCGGCGACGGUUCAGUGAUCAACUUCAUUCGGAACAGUGGGCCCUUCAGUAUCACAGGUAUCGCUCUCGAGGGCGGAUAUCUCGCUGCGCGAAGAACGCUCCUACAUUGCGCAGACCUCAUGGACGGCAUGGGCCGCUGGAAGAGCAGGACGUUCUCCCAGAUCCUCCAUAUUAUGAGCGACGAUUUGACGGAUGUGGACGGUCCGGAUAGCGAUGACGCGUGACGGUUACAAUCCUCUUCCUUGCUGUCAAUCACGUAUUUGCGUAGAAUUUGGGGAAGGGGAUGAUUACGGCGCUCUUUAAACACGUUGUAUGAAUGGUCUUUACCGUUGUGACAUGCAUUGCACGGGCGUUUCUUUUUGUCGAAACGAUGCUCAACGCAUCGCGAGCUCUUGUAUGGGAAGCAUGGCUCUCAAAACUUGGAAUCAACGCCCGGCUACGUUAUAUAGCUAUGCGUGUAGUACG
This is a messenger RNA of Trematosphaeria pertusa, 3192 nucleotides long. RefSeq lists its product as uncharacterized. The coding region runs from base 123 to 2951 and encodes 942 amino acids. Gene Ontology annotation, biological process: DNA-templated transcription; regulation of transcription by RNA polymerase II. Lineage: Eukaryota; Fungi; Ascomycota; Dothideomycetes; Pleosporales; Trematosphaeriaceae. Gene Ontology annotation, molecular function: RNA polymerase II cis-regulatory region sequence-specific DNA binding; DNA-binding transcription factor activity, RNA polymerase II-specific; zinc ion binding. Gene Ontology annotation, cellular component: chromatin. The transcript has 6 exons. The record is from RefSeq and is a predicted model, not a curated record.